Messenger RNA from Octodon degus (degu), 3241 nucleotides. RefSeq names its product growth arrest specific 8 (gene Gas8). Lineage: Eukaryota; Metazoa; Chordata; Mammalia; Rodentia; Octodontidae. Gene Ontology annotation, molecular function: microtubule binding; small GTPase binding. Bases 434 to 1870 code for a protein of 478 amino acids. The transcript has 11 exons. The record is from RefSeq and is a predicted model, not a curated record. Gene Ontology annotation, biological process: flagellated sperm motility. Gene Ontology annotation, cellular component: Golgi apparatus; microtubule; motile cilium.
GGCUCCGUUCGCGCGCCCGCAGCUCGCCUCCGGGGGCUGUUCGCUCGGUUCCCACAGCGGCCCGGGGGUCGAGGCCCCUGGCUGCAGGACUUCUGCCUCGGUGCCCGAGUCCUGGGGGACCCCAACAAUAGACGAACGCCCUCUCCCCUUGAGGCAGCGUCUCGCGGCGGUGCUCCUGCCCCUCGAUUGCUACAGGUGUGCGCUAGCACGCCUGCCUCUACACAGUGGCCUUCAGGGAAGGCGGGGAGAGCAGGCGUCCCAGGGACCACGCGGGCCGGCCUUGCCGCACCAGCUAGCGCAACCCACCGCUCCUUCCGGGUGCGCGACACGUCUCGCGAGGAUCCCCGAGACUUUGCGCGGUAUCCCGCGGCCUGGUUGCCGGGAGACAGCGCCGCGGUCUGAGCUGCAGUUGCUCUCGGUCCUAGCCAGCGUCAUGGCACCCAAGAAGAAAGGGAAGAAAGGUAAACCCAAGGGCACUCCGAUCGUGGACGGCCUUGCUCCCGAGGAGAUGAGCAAGGAGCAGGUGGAAGAGCAUGUCGCUCGCAUCCGGGAGGAGCUGGACCGAGAGCGGGAAGGACGUAACUACUUCCAGCUGGAGCGGGACAAGAUCCACACGUUCUGGGAGAUAACUCGGAGGCAGCUGGAGGAGAAGAAGGCAGAGCUGCGGAACAGAGACCGGGAGAUGGAGGAGGCUGAGGAGCGGCACCAGGUGGAGAUCAACGUGUACAAGCAGAAGGUGAAGCACCUGCUGUAUGAGCACCAGAACAACCUGACGGAGCUGAAGACUGAGGGCGCCGUAGCCAUGAAGCUGGCGCAGAAGGAGCACCGCGUGCAGGAGGGCGCCCUGCGCAAGGACAUGCGGGUGCUCAAGGUGGAGCUCAAGGAGCAGGAGCUGGCCGGCGAGGUGGUGGUGAAGAACCUGCGGCUGAAACACGCCGAGGAGAUCACCAAGAUGCGGAGUGACUUUGAGAGGCAAGUCCGAGAAAUUGAGACCAAGUAUGAUAAGAAGAUGAAGGUGCUAAGGGACGAGCUUGACCUAAGGAGAAAGACCGAGAUCCAUGAGGUGGAGGAGUGGAAGAACGGCCAGAUCAACACCCUGAUGCAGCGCCAUGAAGAGGCCUUCACUGACAUCAAGAACUACUACAACGACAUCACACUCAACAAUCUGGCCCUCAUCAACUCACUCAAGGAACAGAUGGAGGACAUGCGCAAGAAGGAGGAGCACCUGGAGCGGGAGAUGGCCGAGGUGUCCUCGCAGAACAGGCGCCUGGCGGAUCCCCUCCAGAAAGCCCGGGAGGAGAUGGCUGAGAUGCAGAGGAAGCUUGGAAACUAUGCAAGGGACAAGCAGAUCCUGACGAGCACGAAAGCACGUUUGAAGGUUACUGAGAAGGAGCUGAAGGACCUGCAGUGGGAACAUGAGGUGCUGGAGCAGCGCUUCCUCAAGGUGCAACAGGAGCGGGAUGAGCUCUACCGGAAGUUCACAGCAGCCAUCCAGGAGGUGCAGCAGAAGACCGGCUUCAAAAACCUAUUGCUAGAGCGCAAGCUGCAGGCCCUGAACGCUGCUGUGGAGAGGCGGGAGGUGCAGUUCAAUGAAGUGCUAGCAGCCUCCAACCUGGACCCCUCUGCCUUGACCCUAGUGUCUCGCAAGCUUGAGGAUGUUUUGCAGUCGAAGAACGCCACCAUCAAGGACCUGCAGUACGAGCUGGCACGGGUCUGCAAGGCCCACAACGACCUGCUGCGCACAUACGAGGCCAAGCUCCUAGCCUUCGGGAUCCCCCUGGACAACGUGGGCUUCAAGCCUCUGGAGACAGCUGUGAUCGGGCAGACGCUGGGCCAGGGCCCUGCAGGACUCGUAGCUACGCCAACGUAGCCACCAGCUGCCGCGUGCUGCAGAACUGCCCGGCAGCUGCCCAGCUGAUAACCCUUUCACAUCAAGGACAAGAAGAUUUUGUUUUUUAGAGUUCAACAGCAGCAAAUGAAAUUUUCUUUAGUUUGCUUGUUUUUCUCUUGCCUGCCUCUGUGGAGGAGACCUCCUGCAGCAGCUCGCCCCUGGUGUCUGAUGUGUGCUAUGGCCACCCCUCCCAGCCCGCCCCUGGCUUCAGUGGCUCUGUGGAGGACCCCUGGGCAUGCCGGCCCAGGGUGGUGCACUGUUCCUGGCCCAAUGCCAGAGCCACUUUGCAGAUGCCAGUACUGACUUCAUUGACUCCUGAGUCAUGGCUACCCCCUGCGACACUCCAGGGCCCCAGGAAGGACCUCCUCCAGGAAGCUGGGGUCCUAGUGCCCUGUGAUGAGCAAGGUGUCCCUCUGCUGUGGGCGGGGCGGACGGCCUCUCCUGGCCAGCUCUAGCUCCCUCGGUAGGUGGUAUAGGACCACGGGCUCAGCAGCAGCGGCACGUGGUACUUCUGAGUCUCGCUAGUGACGGUGAAGACAAUCUGAGAGAAGCAGAGAUGGCACUGGAAGACAGUGUGAGAUCACAGCCUGCAACGUGCCGCAGCGCUUCUGGGAACGCUAGCAGCCAGGCUGUAGGAUGGGGUCAGCUGGAGCUUAUUGGGGACGGCCUUCUUCCCAGGGGUCCCAGGAUCGGCACGCCUCCUCCCUGGAGACGGGGCCAGGGAGGCUGGAGCCCAGGCUUGCUGGAUGCCAAAGGGCCAGGUUCUUUGAUGGGAGCUCCAGGUGAGGGGAGGCAGAAGGGCGAGGCCCAGGAACUGCAGUAUGGACAGGGAUGAAAGCCUGCCUACAAAGGAGGGUGAGUCACCCUAGGGCCAGCCGGCUGGCCGCCUCCGAAGGCCAACCCUGGGGCGGCUCUGGAACGGGCAUGCCAUCGAGGUGGCCAGUGUGCCUCUGGUCCCUGGACACCUUUCUUCUGAGAGGUCAAAGUAGGUGAGCUCACCUGCCUGUCUCUACCCAGGAAGAGGUGGGACCCUUCUGCCUGUAGUCUGGACGAGGCCGGACCCGCAGGACCUGAUGGGUAGUUGCAAUGGCGGGAGCCUCCACCCGUCUGCAGUCCUCACCUCUACACGGGUAGAAGCUCUCUUGCCCCGUCUUCUUCCAGUAGCCCUCAGUGUCAAAUGACAGCUUGUAGGGGCCUGGCUUCACCUGGCUCGUUCCCAGAGGGCCAGGGCAGUGGCCAUCCGCGUCCGUGUAGCUGGGGAGAGAAGACAGGACUGCAGAGGUGGGAGGAAGAAUGGCUCCCCACCUCUGGUCUGCACCCCCAGGCCCAGAACCCCUCACAGCCUCAUGC